Molecule: messenger RNA, 1380 nt
Organism: Choloepus didactylus (southern two-toed sloth)
Lineage: Eukaryota; Metazoa; Chordata; Mammalia; Pilosa; Megalonychidae
Gene: DNASE2B
Product: deoxyribonuclease 2 beta
Exons: 6
Coding region: 164-1237 (357 amino acids)
Biological process (GO): apoptotic DNA fragmentation
Molecular function (GO): deoxyribonuclease II activity
Source: RefSeq, a predicted model, not a curated record
GGGACUCUUCCCAUUCUGAGAACACCCAAACAGCGAAGAGCAGAAGCCAAUGGAAUCAAACAUCAGUGUCAGCAUGGCCUAAGAGAGACGUGAAGCUUCCAGACCCCACCAUCUAUGGGAAAAGUCUCCUGCUGUGGCAUGGGGUAAAGACAGCAGAUGAAAAAUGACAGCAAGAUUCCUAAGGACAACUUUUGCUUUGCUCUUCCUUGGUCUCUUUGAGGUCCUGGGGACAACAACAAUAUCGUGCAGAAAUGAAGAAGGUGAAGCUGUGGAUUGGUUUACCUUUUAUAAAUUACCUAAAAGGCAAGUGAAGGAAAAUGGAGAGACUGGCUUAGAGUACCUAUAUUUAGACUCUACAACUAGAAGUUGGAGGAGGAGUAAACAACUAAUAAAUAACACCGACAGUGUUUUGGGAAGGACAUUACAACAGCUUUAUGAAGCAUAUGCCUCCAAGAAUAACAACACAGCCUAUCUAAUAUACAAUGAUGGAGACCCUAAAUCUGUCAGUUACAGCAGAAAGUAUGGACACACAAAAGGUUUACUCUUGUGGAACAAAGUCCAGGGGUUCUGGCUGAUUCAUUCCAUUCCACGGUUUCCUCCAAUUCCUGAAGAAGGCUAUGAUUACCCACCCACAGGAAGACGAAAUGGACAAUCUGGCAUCUGCGUAACUUUCAAGUACAACCAGUAUGAAGCAAUAGACUUUCAGCUCUUGGUCUGCAAUCCAAAUAUCUACAGCUGCUCCAUCCCAGCCACCUUUUGCCAGGAGCUUGUUCACAUGCCCCAGCUGUGUGCCAGGUCCAGCUCUUCAGAAAUCCCUGUCCGGCACCUUGCCACACUUCAGUCUGCCCAGGGACAACCCUUUCUCCAUUUUGCAAAGUCUUAUUCUUUUCUUGACGACAUCUUUGCAUCUUGGAUGGCUCAACAGUUGAAGACACACUUGCUAACAGAAACCUGGCAGCGAAAGACACAAGAACUUCCUUCAAACUGCUCCCUUCCUUACCAUGUCUACAAUGUCAAAGCAAUUAAGAUAUCUGAGCACUCCUAUUUCAGUUCUUAUCAGGAUCAUGCCAAAUGGUGUGUUUCCCAAAAGAGCACCAAAAAUCGUUGGAUAUGUAUUGGAGACCUAAAUCGGAGCCCAUAUCAAGCCUUCAGAAGUGGUGGAUUCAUUUGUACCCAGAAUUGGCGUAUUUACCAAGCAUUUCAAAGAUUAGUUUUAUAUUAUGAGAACUGUAACUAAACUUGGUGAAGGGACCCAUGUACUAUCAAUGUGAACAUUGAUAAUGGAUCUUCUUCCGUUAGAUCCAUUCUUUAUAUAUUAAAAGCCUGUGAAUUCACUUUAGUCUACAUAUCAUCAAAUAAAACACUUUUCUCCCAUGUUCA